AUGGAUGGCUUCGACGAGAUCCACUCCAAGUACACUGACAAGGUGAUUGAGAUGCUGGAACAACUCAAGUUGAAAAAGAGCAUUCGAAUCAUCAUCAGCGCCAGAAAACAUAUGCAAGUAUUAUUAGAGACAUCAAAUGGUCAUAAGGACGUUGCAGAACUCUUGAUAUCAAACAAUGCUGACGUGAAUGCAGUGGAUGAAGAUCAAUGGACUGCUAUUCAUUAUGCAGCUGAAAAUGGACACGAUCAGUUGAUCCAACUGUUGAUUGACAGAGGAUCCACUGUUAACACUUGUUACCACGGCAAAGUAUUCCAAAAACAAGUUGCAGUCACCUUUUUUCUACGGAUGCGGAGAGACAGUUUCAAUGUCAGAUUGGCAUAUGAAGUGUCACAAGCCGACAAGUACGAUGACGUAGUGAUCAUUGACGAUGAACGUGAGGUUUUACACUUCAUCCAGGUGAAGCACGCCGUUACCAAAGAUGGCAAGGUAAAUGUUAUCGAUUUAAAUGCACUAUUUCCGACCGAGGGAAAAGAUCAACACAACGGAGACUUCAGUAUUUACAAGUACCUUGAAUCCUAUUUGAAAGUUGUUGAAAACUUUAAGAAAGACCAAUACAAAAAGCAGUUCUAUAUAUUUACUAAUAAGGAUUUAAACAUCUCCGAUGUUGAUUGGGUGACACCUAUUGAGGUAGAAGUAGAUGAAAUCCUACGAUUUCCUGGAUCCAAGGCCCGACACCUGAAACUGGAUCCAACCGAAAAAGCUAUUAAGGAGUUGAGCAAUUUUAUCAACAAAGAUUUCGAAAAUCUUAAAAAGGCAAUCAAAGAGCUUUUCAACAAUGGAACCGUCAGUAACAUUUUAGAAACCUAUAGUACUCCUCUGAAAGACGUUUUAACAAUAAAAAAGAAGCAAUGCAGUUUUUUAGAUAGCUUCAACUCGGAAAGCGAACAAAUCAAUGUUGCCAAGUUGUUUAAAGUUCUGGAAAAAGAUAACCUUGAUAUGAAGAAGACAAUAACAGUGAAUAACUUUUUACUAAGAAACUCAAGGGUGAAACAUUUGCCACGUUAUUUUAGUGAGGAGGAAAUUGUGGCAUUCUUCAACGACUUUUAUCUAUUGGUGAGUCAACCAAAUGAUUUGUAUCCAAUUAUUGAAAGCGAGCUGUGGACGUGGUGUAAAUCGUGGAUCUGUCCAGAAAUUCUCAGAAAAUUGAGAGAAAUCGAUCUGAUAUUUAGAGAUCUGAUAUUAAAAUUUGACCAACUCAAUAAACCUAAAAAGAAUAAAAUGAAGGCAAUGUUGAAAAAAAGUGAUGUACUAAACUGUCUUAGUGAAAUUCAGAAUGAUAACGAUAAACUUGAAGGUAAGGAAGCAAAACAAUUGCAAAAAUAUUACAUCAAUCGCCGUAUUAUAUACAAAUAUAGUAAACCGACCAAUGACGAAAAUGUCAUUGAAGUUGAGAAAACAGGUAUGGAAGAGGCGGAGAUGAACCAGCGUCUGGCUGAAAAUCUCCUUAAUAAAGACAACCAACCAGGUAUGGAAGACAAAAUUGAAGAACUUUCACGACAGAUGAGUGACACUCAGUUUGUUGAAGAGCUUGGGCAAACAUUUGAAGACCAUCAGAUCAUCGUACUUCUGGCAGACCCCGGAAUGGGGAAGACUAGCUUGCUUCAGUUUGUAGCCUUUGAAGUGCAGAAGCAAAAUGUCGUUAAUGUACUGUUAGUGUAUUUAAGCGAGUUGGUGAUGGAGCUCGAAAAAGUAGAACACAGUUCAGAUUUGCAGGUGCAUAAUGUGCUCAAAGUGAUCCUUUCAGAGCGAAAUUGCGAUCUCAUUAAAAAUGCCCCACAUGAAAGGGAUGACAGAGACUAUUCCAUUCUUAUAGUGAUGGAUGGCUUCGACGAGAUCCACUCCAAGUACACUGACAAGGUGAUUGAGAUGCUGGAACAACUCAAGUUGAAAAAGAGCAUUCGAAUCAUCAUCAGCGCCAGAAAACACAUGCAAGUAUUAUUAGAGAGUAAAUUUAAUGUAAGAUCUAUGUUUUUGGAGCCGUUUAAUGUGGAAGAUCAAAUCAACUAUUUCAGAAAGAUGUGGCACGAACCAGAUCUAGAUGAACAUUGCUUUGAAAGCUACUCGAAACAUAUUUUAAACACAUUUAAAUCAAAUAUCCCUUCAAAUUUAGGCGAAAUUUGUGGUGCGCCACUCAUGGUAAAAAUGCUGGCGGAGGUUUAUUUAGAAAAAUUUAGAAAUUACCAUUCAUUGAAGAAACAGAAUACCAAUCAGCUCGUUGAUCUGACUAAAGAAAAAAUGAAUAUUGCACAGCUAUACGAACAGUUUAUAAGAAGAUGUUUUCACAAGAAAUUUAUGGAAAAAUUUAAGCCCAAAUUUGCUUUGAGCGACGCUGCAUUGGAUUGGUUGAUGGGUGAUUUUAUUUUGAAGCAUCAGUUGUUAGCUAUGGAACUGCUAAAUAUUGAAGUACGUAUGGACUUAUUAAAAAAUCAAUAUUAUAAAGUAAUACACGAUCAAUUUAAAAAACGAUGCGAACAGGAAUCAGAUUCAUCACAACUGGUUCAUGUAGUCCAGCAGAAGGUUGAUUUUUGCCAUCGGUCUUACAGUGAAUACUUUGUGGCAAAAUAUCUAUGCGACAACAUUUUUACGUUGUCAGGAAAAAUUGUCAGACGCAUUUGGUCUAGAUAUACUGUUGUUCGAAGAUUGUCUAUGACCAAGAUGGAAGGAAACCAGGCAUAUCUCAAUAUCUUAAAUAAUCUGUGUAAAAAAAACUGGAAGAUUGCACUGUGGGCAUGUGAGUGUGACUGUUUGAGUAUCAUUUCCUCUUUAGAAGGACAUUUUAAAUCAUUCUCAACAAGCAACCUAACGGAUAUGAUACUGGUUGCUAAGGAAAGUGGGUUUGUUGAAAUAUAUGAAUUAUUAUCAAAGAAUAAAGCUGGCGUGAAUGCAGCGGAUGAAAAACAAUUAAAAAUGCCGAACCUAUUACAAGACGGAACAUAUGAAAGAAAAAUCCAAUCAGGCUACCAUGGCGAAGUAUAUCAAAAACAAGUUGCAGUCACCUUUUUUCUACGGAUGCGGAGAGACAGUUUCAAUGUCAGAUUGGCAUAUGAAAUGUCACAAGCCGACAAGUAUGAUGACGUAGUGAUCAUUGACGAUGAACGUGAGGUUUUACACUUCAUCCAGGUAAAGCACGCCGUUACCAAAGAUGGCAAGGUAAAUGUUAUCGAUUUAAAUGCACUAUUUCCGACCGAGGAAAAAGAUCAACACAACGGAGACUUCAGUAUUUACAAGUACCUGGAAUCCUAUUUGAAAGUUGUUGAAAACUUUAAGAAAGACCAAUACAAAAAGCAGUUCUAUAUAUUUACUAAUAAGGAUUUAAACAUCUCCGAUGUUGAUUGGGUGAGGACUGUUGAGGUAGAAGUAGAUGAAAUCCUACGAUUUCCUGGAUCCAAGGCCCGACACCUGAAACUGGAUCCAACCGAAAAAGCUAUUAAGGAGUUGAGCAAUUUUAUCAACAAAGAUUUCGAAAACCUUAAAAAGGCAAUCAAAGAGCUUUUCAACAAUGGAACCGUCAGUAACAUUUUAGAAACCUAUAGUACUCCUCUGAAAGACGUUUUAACAAUAAAAAAGAAGCAAUGCAGUUUUUUAGAUAGCUUCAACUCGGAAAGCGAACAAUUCAAUGUUGCCAAGUUGUUUAAAGUUCUGGAAAAAGAUAAGCUUGAUAUGAAGAAGACAAUAACAGUGAAUAACUUUUUACUAAGAAACUCAAGGGUGAAACAUUUGCCACGUUAUUUUAGUGAGGAGGAAAUUGUGGCAUUCUUCAACAACUUUUCACUAUUGGUGAGUCAACCAAAUGAUUUGUAUCCAAUUAUUGAAAGCGAGCUGUGGACGUGGUGUAAAUCGUGGAUCUGUCCAGAAAUUCUCAGAAAAUUGAGAGAAAUCGAUCUGAUAUUUAGAGAUCUGAUAUUAAAAUUUGACCAACUCAAUAAACCUAAAAAGAAUAAAAUGAAGUCAAUGUUGAAAAAAAGUGAUGUACUAAACUGUCUUAGUGAAAUUCAGAAUGAUAACGAUAAACUUGAAGGUAAGGAAGCAAAACAAUUGCAAAAAUAUUACAUCAAUCGCCGUAUUAUAUACAAAUAUAGUAAACCGACCAAUGACGAAAAUGUCAUUGAAGUUGAGAAAACAGGUAUGGAAGAGGCCGAGAUGAACCAGCGUCUGGCUGAAAAUCUCCUUAAUAAAGACAACCAACCAGGUAUGGAAGACAACAUUGAAGAACUUUCACGACAGAUGAGUGACACUCAGUUUGUUGAAGAGCUUGGGGAAACAUUUGAAGACCAUCAGAUCAUCGUACUCCUGGCAGACCCCGGAAUGGGGAAGACUAGCUUGCUUCAGUUUGUAGCCUUUGAAGUGCAGAAGCAAAAUGUCGUUAAUGUACUGUUAGUGUAUUUAAGCGAGUUGGUGAUGGAGCUCGAAAAAGUAAAACACAUUUCAGAGUUGAAGGUGCUUAAUGUGCUCAAAGUGAUCCUUUCAGAGCGAAAUUGCGAUCUCAUUGAAAAUUCCCCACAUGAAAGGGAUGACAGAGGCUAUUCUAUUCUUAUAUUGAUGGAUGGCUUCGACGAGAUCCACUCCAAGUACACUGACAAGGUGAUUGAGAUGCUGGAACAACUCAAGUUGAAAAAGAGCAUUCGAAUCAUCAUCAGCGCCAGAAAACACAUGCAAGUAUUAUUAGAGAGUAAAUUUAAUGUAAGAUCUAUGUUUCUGGAGCCGUUCAUUGUGGAAGACCAAAUCAACUAUUUCAGAAAGAUGUGGCACGAACCAGAUCUAGAUGAACGUUGCUUUGAAAGCUACUCGAAACAUAUUUUAAACACAUUUAAAUCAAAUAUCCCUUCAAAUUUAGGCGAAAUUUGUGGUGCGCCACUCAUGGUAAAAAUGCUGGCGGAGGUUUAUUUAGAAAAAUUUAGAAAUUACCAUUCAUUGAUUAAACAGAAUACAAAUCAGCUCAUUGAUCUGACUAAAGAAAAAAUGAAUAUUGCACAGCUUUACGAACAGUUUAUAAGAAGAUGUUUUCACAAGAAAUUUAUGGAAAAAUUUAAGCCCAAAUUUGAUCUGAGCGACGCUGAAUUGGAUUGGUUGAUGGGUGAUUUUAUUUUGAAGCAUCAGUUAUUAGCUAUGGAGCUGCUAAACAUUGAAGUACGAAGGGAAUUGUUUAAAAAUCAAUAUUAUAGAGACAUACACGAUCAAUUUAAAAACCGAUGCGAACAGGAAUCAGAUUCAUCACAACUGGUUCAUGUAGUCCAGCAGAAGGUUGAUUUUUGCCAUCGGUCUUACAGUGAAUACUUUGUGGCAAAAUAUCUAUGCGACAACAUUUUUACAUUGUCAGGAGAAAUUGUCAUACGCAUUUUGUCUAGAUAUAUUGUUGUUCGAAGAUUGUCUAUGACCAAGAUGGAAGGAAACCAGGCAUAUAUCAAGAUCUUAAAUAAUCUGUGUGAAAAAAGCUGGAAGAUUGCACUGUGGGCAUGUGAGUGUGACUGUUUGAGUAUUAUUUCCUCUUUAGAACGACAUUUUAAAUCAUUCUCAACAAGCAACCUAACGGAUAUGAUACUGGUUUCUGCGAAACGUGGGUUUGUUGAAACAUGUGAAUUAUUAUUAAAAAAUAAAGCUGACGUGAACUCAGUGGAUAAAGAACAAAAGACUGCUCUUUAUUAUGCAGCUCAAAAUGGACACGACCAGUUGAUCAAACUGUUGAUUGACAAAGGAUCCACUGUUAACACUUGUUCAAGUACCGGUGUAACUCCACUUCAUAUCGCAGCAUCAAAUGGUCAUAAGAACGUUGCAGAACUCUUGAUAUCAAACAAUGCUGACGUGAAUGCAGUGGGUAAAAAUCAAUGGACAGCUAUUCAUUAUGCAGCUCAAAAUGGACAUGAUCAGUUGAUCCAACUGUUGAUUGACAGAGGAUCCACUGUUAACAUUUGUUCAAUUACCGGUAGAACUCCGCUUCAUAACGCAGCAUCAAAUGGUCAUAAGAAC
Ochlerotatus camptorhynchus is the source of this 6024-nucleotide messenger RNA. RefSeq lists its product as uncharacterized. The annotation marks the transcript as partial. NCBI's taxonomy places the organism in Eukaryota, Metazoa, Arthropoda, Insecta, Diptera, Culicidae. The record is from RefSeq and is a predicted model, not a curated record. The transcript has 3 exons. Gene Ontology annotation, molecular function: protein binding.